GAACAUCAGCAAAAAACCUCCUUGGCCAGAAGCCAGAAACCUGAACCAAAACAUAAAAAUUAUUUGGACCAACUCGAGCUUUUCGGUCGAAUUCAGGCAAUUUCUGGAGGACUUUUGCAAAUUUCUGCCGAAUUAUGGCUGCAAAGGCAUCACAGACUGGCCUGAUGGCCCUUUGGAAGAGAGGCUGGAGUGAAAUUCCCGAGGUGAUGGGCUCCUCUGUAAUGGCAGUCAUCGGGCUGACCAUGGGCGUCAUCGGUCUCAAGCAUUACUACGACAAUGACGGAGACAACAGGAAAUACAAGAAUGUCUACACCGUGUACAGGCCUGACGACCCUAGGGUGCAGAAUAUCAAACAAUAACCCACUGAAUCCCCUUUGUGAAUAGCUGAAUUAUUAUAAGGAAUUGUUAGUUACUUAAAA
This is a messenger RNA of Neocloeon triangulifer, 419 nucleotides long. RefSeq lists its product as uncharacterized. The transcript is spliced from 3 exons. Lineage: Eukaryota; Metazoa; Arthropoda; Insecta; Ephemeroptera; Baetidae. Bases 135 to 359 code for a protein of 74 amino acids. The record is from RefSeq and is a predicted model, not a curated record.